Molecule: messenger RNA, 808 nt
Organism: Zeugodacus cucurbitae (melon fly)
Lineage: Eukaryota; Metazoa; Arthropoda; Insecta; Diptera; Tephritidae
Exons: 3
Coding region: 115-555 (146 amino acids)
Source: RefSeq, a predicted model, not a curated record
GUAGUAGAGAUAGAGAAAAAUUGAGCUUUUUAAGGUAUGCUCCAACGGACCGCUUUCAUUCGCUGCCAGCGCGUUAUUAGAGGUGCAUUAAUUGGUGAUAUUGAAUAUUGAAUAAUGUGUUGGCGUCUGAAAACUUUACUGUUAUUUACGUUUCUACUCUGCCUAGGCGAUGUGCGUCAGGUGGCAGCAUGGAUGGCGUUCGGAAAUUACCAUAAUACCGCUAAUCCCGGUAAAUGCACAAUCAGCGAAACGAUUAUCAUUUCGCCCGGCGAUAAAGUGAAAUCGCCGGAUUCGUGUGCAGAAAUACAUUGCGGCAAUGAAAAUGGUGACGCCACGAUCAGUGGUUGUGGCACCAUUGGUGCUCCAGAUGGUUGCGAAUGGGGCGAUUAUGUGAAUGAAAAUGCUGACUUCCCCGCGUGUUGUGCGCGAUAUUUGAACUGUGUUGGUGGUUUGAAUAAUGAAACGCGUAGUUAUCAGGAAAAUGUUUGGGAAAUGUUUUCGCCUAAUCUGAAAAUUACAGGUUUAGAGGGUGCCUCAGCAGCGAAGCAGCAAUAACUGGCGCAAUGUGGCUGUUGUAUUGUUAUAAAAAACAUUAGAAAAAGAGAUUUUAAAGAACUAUUAAUACAUUUUAAUUCAAAUAGACAAUAACUUGCUGAUUUUCUACUAAUAACCUCUAAAAUAUCACACGAUGUUCGACAUGACAUUGUGUUGACUUAUCAUAUGAUGUGAUGUUGUGAUUAGCUUUGUAAUGCACUAGUGACAAUAUUUGUGUUUUGAAAUCGCAAAUUAUCUAUAUUUUAAUGCUCAA